Molecule: messenger RNA, 9993 nt
Organism: Odocoileus virginianus texanus
Lineage: Eukaryota; Metazoa; Chordata; Mammalia; Artiodactyla; Cervidae
Source: RefSeq, a predicted model, not a curated record
GGGGCUCUGCGGACCGGGUGGAGGGGCGAGUUUGUUGCUUCCGCGCCAGAAGAAGCUUCUAGGUAGUCUGUUUCCCGGAUAAGUGCUGUCUGGCAAUUCCGCAGCCUCGCCCGUACUGAGGGGAGCCAUCUUGUCUCUCUCUGCUUCCGAGUUUGGUGUAUCCUUCAGUCGGCCCUGGGUGUGAGCUCUGGAAGGCUGUGCAGUAUCGGGACGGACAGAAUGACCUUCCGGCCCUGAGUCCCUGGGGAGCAGAUGGACCCUACUGGAAGUCAGUUGGAUUCAGAUUUCUCUCAGCAAGACACUCCUUGCCUGAUAAUUGAAGAUUCUCAGCCUGAAAGCCAGGUUCUAGAAGAUGAUUCUGGUUCUCACUUCAGUGUGCUAGCUCGACACCUUCCUAAUCUUCAGACGCACAAAGAGAACCCUGUGUUGAAUGUUGAGUCCAAUACUGAACAAACAGCUGAAGAACAGGGAGGCAGUAAAAGUGGCUUCAAUGAGCAUCUGAAAGAAAACAAAGCUGCAGACUCUAUGGAUUCUUCUCAUUUGGAGACACGUGGUUCCAUGAGUCAGAUCAUUGAACAGUUACCUCAGCCAAAUAGGAAAAGCAGUGUUUUGGGAAUGUCAGUGGAAUCUGCUCCUCCUGUAAGUGAAGAGAAGGAAGAAGAGGUGGAAGAGAAGGAGAAAGAGGAAAAGGAAGAAGAUAUUCCAGAUGAUACCACACACUCCCUUAGUGCUGAAGAUCCUGCCUCAUCACAGUUGGGCUUUGGGGUUCUGGAACUCUCCCAGAGCCAGGAUAUUGAAGAACAAACUGUGCCCUAUGAAAUAGACAGAGAGCCUCUACAGCCAGUAACCACCAAUUCUGGAUAUACUCGGCUAUCUGAUGUGGAUGCUAAUACUGCAAUUAAGCAUGAAGAACAGUCUAAUGAAGAUAUCCCCAUGGCAGAACAGCCUAGCAAGGAUGUCCCUGUGGUUGAAGAGCAAAAUUCACCACCUGCAAGGUCAGAGGACAUGCCUUCUAGUCCCAAAGUAUCUGCUGCUAUGGAAGCAAAAGAACAGACUUCUGCCCAAGAACUUCCAGAAGGUGGGAUGCAGGUUCAGAAGUCACCGGAGCCUGAGGUUUUGUCAACUCAGGAAGACUUGUUUGAUCAGAGCAAUAAAACAGUGGCUUCUGAUGGUUGCUCUACUCCUUUAAGGGAGGAAGGUGGGUGUUCUCUGGCCGCCACACCUGCUACCACUUUGCACCUCCUGCAUCUCUCUGGUCAGAGAUCCCUUGUUCAGGAGAGUCUUUCCACGAAUUCCUCAGAUCUUGUUGCUCCUUCCCCUGAUGCUUUCCGAUCCACCCCUUUUAUCGUUCCUAGCAGUCCCACAGAGCAAGAAGGGAGAAAAGAUGAGCCAAUGGAUAUGUCAGUGUUAUCUGAAGGAGGAGAGUCUUUUCAGAAGAAACUCCAAGGUGAUGAGCCAACAGAGAUGGAAAACCCCCCUGUCCCCCCUGAGCCCACCAUAUCACCACAAGCCUCAACACCAGUAUCUCAGAGCACACCAGUCUUCACUCCGGGUUCACUUCCUAUUCCGUCCCAGCCUGAAUUUUCUCAUGAUAUCUUCAUUCCAUCUCCAAGUUUGGAAGAACGAUCAAAUGAUGAGAAGAAGGGUAGAGAUUUGCAUAGUUCAUCUUUGACUGUUGAGUGUUCUAAAGCUUCAGAGACUGAACCAAAGAAUUCCACUGAGGAUCUGGGACUUUCUUUGACAGGGGAUUCUUGUAAGUUAAUGCUUUCUACAAGUGAGUGUAGCCAGUCCCCAAAGAUAGAAAACUUGAGUUCUCACAGGAUUGAUGAAGAUGGAGAAAACACACAGAUUGAGGAUACUGAACCCAUGUCUCCGGUUCUCAAUUCUAAACUUGUUCCUGCUGAAAAUGAUAGUAUCCUGAUUGAUCCUGCACAAGAGGGCCAAGUAGAACUGAAUCAGGAUGAUGAUAAAGCAAAGGGGGAUAACACAGAAACCAGGGAUGACAUUAGUAUUUUAUCUGCCGGUUGCAAAGGCAGAGAAGAACCUGUAGCGGAAGACGUUUGUAUUGAUCUCACUUGUGAUUCAGGUAGUCAGGCAGUUCCCUCUCCAGCUACUCGAUCUGAGGCACUCUCAAGUGUGUUAGAUCAGGAGGAAGCUAUAGAAAUUAAAGAACAUCAUCCAGAGGAGGGGUCUUCAGGGUCUGAGGUGGAAGAAAUCCCUGAGACUCCUUGUGAAAGUCAAUGCGAGGAGCCCAAAGAAGAAAAUACAGAGAGUGUCACAUUGCAUCUUUCUCUGACUGAAACUCAGUCACAAGGGCUGGGUCUUCGGAAGGAAGUCCCCAAACAAGAAUGCCAGGAAGCUAUGGAAGUUGAAACCAGUGUGAUAAGUAUUGAUUCUCCCCAGAAGCUUCCAGUACUUGAACAGGAAUUGGAACAUAAGGAUCAGGAAGCAUGGGAAGAAGCUACUUCAGAGGACUCGAGUGUUGUCAUUGUAGAUGUGAAGGAACCAUCUCCCAGAGUUGAUGUCUCUUCUGAACCUUUAGAGGGAGUGGAGAAAUGCUCAGAUUCUCAGUCGUGGGAGGAUGAUGCUCCAGAAAUAGAACCGUGUACUGAGAAUAGAGCAGAUAUCCAAGAAGAAAAGAGUGCAGAGUAUGAAGGAGAUCAGAAAUCAGUGACGGCAGAAAAGGAACCUGUAGAGGCAGACUCUUCACAGCCUCCUUUGACCUUAGUGAGAGCAGAUGGUACUCCAGGACCUGAGCAGGAAAUGCAGCAGACCCAACCACAAGAGAGAACCGAUAGCACAUUAAGGGAAGACUCAAAAGUGGCUAAUGCAGAGCGCGUGGACUCAGGUGUAGAGGCUCCGCAACUGGAGAAAGCCUCUGCCCAGGCUUCACAAAGCUUCUGUGAAAGCUCUAGUGAAACUCCAUUUCAUUUUACUUUGCCUAAAGAAGGUGAUAUUAUUCCACCAUUGACUGGUGCAACUCCACCUCUUAUUGGGCACCUAAAAUUGGAGCCCAAGAGACACAGUACUCCUAUUGGUAUUAGCAACUAUCCAGAAAGCACCAUAACAACCAGUGAUGUCAUGUCGGAAAGCAUGGUGGAGACCAACGAUCCCAUACCUGGGAAUGAAAAAGGAGAUUCUGGGGCUGCCCCAGAAAUGGGUGAUCAGUUGUAUAUGAGAAUGAAAUUGGUCAGUCCUGAGACUGAGGCAAGUGAAGAGUCUUUGCAGUUUAGCCUGGAAAAGCCAGCAACUGGUGAAAGAAAAAAUGGAUCUACUGCUGUUGCUGAGGCUGUUGCCAGUUCCCAGAAGACCAUGUCUGUGUUUAGCUGUGUCUGUGAAGCCCAGCAAGAGGAUGAGGCUCGAAGUCAGAAAUCCUCCUCUGCACCCAUCAGGGGAAACUUGCUCCAUUUUCCGAGUACUCACGAUGAUGAGGAGAGGGGAAAGUUCGACGGUGACCAAGGGACCAGGCAGAGUCAACAGCCCGUGAAGCCUAGUAGUCCUGCCAGAGAGCCUGCUGCUCCCCGCUCCCGGCAGCUGGCCACACAGGAGCCCUCCAGCCCUCGAGGGGAAGCAAUGGAGAUAGAUCAGCCAGGGGGCCAGGAGGGAGAAUGGAGUCCCAGGCAGGAGAAACCUAGUAAGGCCUUGAUUGCAAGGCCCAGCCAAAAUAACGUAGGGAUCCAGACCAUAGAACGUUCCCUGUGGGUCCCAGAAACUGUUUCAGCAGCGACUCAGACUGUACAGAAUGUGUGUGAACAAGGGACCAGUACAGUGGACCAGAACUCUGGAAGACAGGACGCCACAGUUCAGACUGAGAAGGGGACUGGCGAGAGACCGGUCAGUGCUCCUGGGGAUGACACGGAGUCGCUCCACAGCCAGGGAGAGGAAGAGUUUGAUAUGCCUCAGCCCCCGCACGGCCAUGUUUUGCAUCGCCACAUGAGAACAAUUCGUGAGGUGCGCACGCUUGUCACUCGUGUCAUCACAGACGUGUAUUAUGUGGAUGGAACAGAAGUAGAAAGAAAAGUAACUGAGGAGACUGAAGAGCCCAUCGUAGAGUGUCAGGAGUGCGAAACGGAAGUCUCCCCUUCACAGACUGGCGGCUCCUCAGGGGACCUGGGGGACAUCAGCUCCUUCUCCUCCAAGGCCUCCAGCUUACACCGCACGUCAAGCGGGACGAGCCUGUCCGCCAUGCACAGCAGCGGCAGCUCCGGGAGAGGAGCCGGACAACCCAAAGGGAAAGCCAGCGGGACAGAGCCUGCCGAGUUUGCCUUGCCCAGCUCCCGAGGAGGCCCAGGAAAGCUGAGUCCUAGAAAAGGGGUCAGUCAGACAGGGACGCCAGUGUGUGAGGAGGAUGGUGAUGCGGGCCUUGGCAUCAGACAGGCAGGGAAGGCUCCAGUCACGCCUCGUGGGCGCGGGCGAAGGGGCCGCCCGCCUUCUCGGACCACUGGAACCAGGGAAACAGCUGUGCCUGGCCCCUUGGGCAUAGAGGACAUUUCACCUAGCAUGUCGCCGGACGAUAAAUCCUUCACCCGUAUCAUGCCUCGAGCGCCAGACUCCAGCAGACGGGCAGACACGGGUGCUGGUGCUUUGCGUCGAAGCGACUCUCCCGAGAUUCCAUUCCAGACUGCUGCUGGCCCUUCAGAUGGCUUAGAUGCCUCCUCUCCAGGCAACAGCUUUGUCGGGCUCCGUGUUGUAGCCAAGUGGUCAUCCAAUGGCUAUUUUUACUCUGGAAAAAUCACACGAGAUGUCGGAGCUGGGAAGUAUAAGUUGCUCUUUGAUGACGGAUACGAGUGUGACGUGUUGGGCAAAGACAUCCUGCUGUGUGACCCCAUCCCCCUGGACACGGAAGUGACCGCCCUCUCAGAGGAUGAGUAUUUCAGUGCAGGAGUGGUUAAAGGGCACAGGAAGGAGUCUGGAGAGCUGUACUACAGCAUUGAGAAAGAAGGCCAGAGAAAGUGGUACAAGCGGAUGGCUGUCAUCCUGUCCUUGGAGCAAGGAAACCGACUGCGAGAGCAGUAUGGCCUGGGCCCAUAUGAGGCGGUAACGCCCCUCACCAAGGCAGCAGAUAUCAGCUUAGACAAUUUGGUGGAAGGGAAACGGAAACGGCGAAGUAACAUCAAUUCCCCAGCCACCCCCACCACUUCCAGCAGCAGCAGUACAACCCCUACCCGAAAGGUCCCAGAGAGUCCUCGUGCCACCACGGGGGUCCCCUCGGGCAAAAGGAAGCUCGUCACUUCUGAAGAGGAGCGGUCCCCUGCCAAGCGAGGCCGGAAAUCUGCCACUGUGAAGCCUGGUGCGGUGGGGGCAGGAGAGUUUGUGAGCCCCUGUGAGAGUGGUGACAACCCGGGUGAGCCCUCUGCCCUGGAAGAGCAGAGGGGGCCUCUGCCCCUCAACAAGACCUUGUUUCUGGGCUAUGCCUUUCUCCUCACCAUGGCCACAACAAGCGACAAGUUGGCUAGCCGCUCCAAACUGCCAGAUGGCCCUACGGGAAGCAGCGAGGAAGAGGAGGAAUUUUUAGAAAUCCCUCCUUUCAACAAGCAGUACACAGAAUGCCAGCUUCGAGCAGGAGCUGGCUACAUUCUUGAAGACUUCAAUGAAGCCCAGUGUAACACAGCCUACCAGUGUCUCCUAAUUGCGGAUCAGCACUGUCGAACCCGGAAGUACUUCCUGUGCCUUGCCAGUGGGAUUCCUUGUGUGUCUCAUGUCUGGGUCCAUGACAGCUGCCAUGCCAACCAGCUCCAGAAUUACCGCAAUUACCUGCUGCCAGCUGGGUACAGCCUUGAGGAGCAAAGGAUUCUGGAUUGGCAACCCCGUGAAAACCCUUUCCAGGAUCUGAAGGUACUCUUGGUAUCAGACCAACAGCAGAAUUUCCUGGAGCUCUGGUCCGAGAUCCUCAUGACUGGGGGGGCAGCCUCUGUGAAGCAGCACCAUUCAAGUGCCCAUAACAAAGAUAUUGCUUUAGGGGUGUUUGACGUGGUGGUGACGGACCCCUCGUGCCCAGCCUCGGUGCUGAAGUGUGCUGAAGCAUUGCAGCUGCCUGUGGUGUCACAAGAGUGGGUGAUCCAGUGCCUCAUUGUUGGGGAGAGAAUUGGAUUCAAGCAGCAUCCAAAAUAUAAACACGAUUAUGUUUCUCACUAAGGAUACUUGGUCUUACCGGUUUUAUUCCCUGCUGUUGUGGCGAUUGUGUUUUAACCAGGUUUUAAAUGUGUCUUGUGUGUAACUGGAUUCCUUGCAUGGAUCUUGUAUAUAGUUUUAUUUGCUGGACUUUUAUGAUAAAAUAAAUGUUGAAUCUCUUUGGUUGUAGUAACUGGGAUUUCUUCAUCCAUUUCUUUGAGCUUAAGCUCAGAACAAAUAGCAAGACAAACACAGUAACUUCUCUGCAGUUUUCAGUGGACUUGUUUGUUGUAGAACAGUAGGCCAAGGAAAGUAAGACAGUGAACUUUUUAUAGUUAUCUGUGGUAUCACUGUCAGAAGAUUAACCUGGGUUGUCUAAAAUUCAGUACUUCCCCAAAUCUGAUUUUAUAAUAGACCCAGAUUAUAGUUGUGCCAAAAGCUGAAUCGAAUUGGGCACAGCUCUUAGUUUUCUGGCAGUGAAAAAGAAAUCUCUUUAGAGUUGAACUUAAGCUGACUUGUGGGUGCUAUACUCUCAGAGCUAAAAAGGACCAGUUGUUGUGAAUGGCUGGUGACUGUAAACUUGAUGACCUGCUGCAAGAAUAAACAUGAGAAACAGUAAUAACACUCGAAAAUGUUAGCAGCUCUAGUUAGAGGUCAGGAUUUUAUUACUGUCACAGUUGGAAGCUGUUCCUUUUCUACUCUUAGCAUCAUCCCUGUUAAAUGUCCUCUCGUUCUCUAAAUCAAGGCUUAAAUCUCUAAUACCUUCUGUUUUUCCCCCUGCCAAAUAGUAAAUAUUUUAGGCUUUGUGGGCCAUUUGGCGUGUCACUACUACUCACCUCUGCUAUGAUGGCAUGAACGCAACCGUAGACAAUAGGUAAGCAAAUGAGUGUGGCUCUGUGCCGAUAAAACUUUAUUUAUAAAAACAGGUGGCUGGCCAUAGUAUGCUAACCUCUGCUCCAGAGGCAGCAGUGGAAGGGUCAUCUGUAGCCGACAGUUACAGGGAAUAAACGUCUAUAUGUGGUAGAUGUAGGGGUGGACAAGGGCCAGACUGAGUGGCUACACAGUGAGGCCAGAAUUAUCUUUCAGUUUGGAGGCAGUUGUCCGAUGCAUAUUUAUUUUGGCUCAUUACUGAUACGAAGAUCGAUGGAUAUCAGUGAUGGCUGGGCAUAUUACUCCUGUGGUUCUUCUAAGAAGGGAUAAUAAGACCUGCAUCUUUCAGUAUUUGAAAUCUAACAGUUUUUUGUCUUAAGGACCCUUUUUUCUUUGUUUUAAAAAAAAAUACAUUGUCAGCAGCAGAAUUACCUUCUUAACAGUCUGAAAUAACUGGAAGUUACCAGUAGAAUUCUUCAGAGUCACAGUUGAAGACCCUUAAAGAUGGGAGACUCUCCAUUUCAGUUUCUGAAAGAGGAAAGGAGGUCUGUGGGGAAACCUAGCUUACCUGGUGUUUUUCUUGCUCAGUGGGAACAUCCAGCAUUUGACCUAUUUAUAAUUCCUUUUUCACAUGAGCCGUAUUAUGUUCUGAGCUGUAACUUACUGCUGUGUCUCUCGAAGCUUGAACAGUACCUAGACAUGUAGUAGGUAACCUCUGACAAAUGUUCCCAGUGUAACAGACCUUGCCUGGUCAGCAGGUGGGCCGAAGCUACAAGUCCUCCGUGGUGAGUUGAGAACUCUUUGGGGUGGGGCAGAGGCCCCUCCCAUGCAGGAACCAGGGGAAGGACUUGCACCCGUGGAUGUUCAGUAAUGGCUUCUAGGAGAGAAGUCAGAGCUUUUCCAGUCGCUGCAGAUGUACGGAGGCCGGUGAGAGAAAGGGGAUGUUUGUUUUGAAUCUUCUGUCACAAUGCAGUGGGAUUAUUUCAGGUUGUGGACCAGAAAUUCUCACAUCCCGAAACUAUAGAAAGAAAAAGAAAGCUGCAUCAAAAUGUCAUGCGUUCCCGAGAUUUUCUUCAAAAAAGUAUGAAUCGCAGCAACCUGUGAUCUAGACAAUCUCAUCUUAAAACUCUUUUUGCUAAAAUCACUUAGGAGGAAUCUGCCUAACAUUUCAGAGAGAAAAAGAGUAAGUGCUUUUUUGAAUGAGACAGACAUCGGAGAAGCCACCUACCACUGAAUCUAUUAGAUUUUUUUUUAUCACUAUUAGAUUUUUUGAAAGUUUAGAGUGUGAAGCAGUGGUUCCCUCCUCUCAGAAGCAAAAGCUCUGAGGGUCAAGGAGCUGGGGGUAAGGGGCGUUAAGGCUGAGCAGCUGGCUCAUGUCAGAACUGGGAACUGAAGCCGUGCUGCCUCCCAGCACAGCAGUGCACAACUUAGCCAAGAACCUAAAGUCCACCUCAGCGUUAGGAAUUUAAGGAUUUACUUCAACUUCUACUGGAAAAUAAUCUUCGCUGACGAUCAGACACAGCCUUUUUCUUCUCUGAGCUUUGCUUGCUUGCUUUGGACUAGAUGAUGACUAAAGUCUCCUUCCAACUCUGGAAUUCUACAGUUCGUUAAAAAGCCACACACAAUCCACCGAGCGCCCUAGAGGCAGUUGUUCUUACCUGCCCAGAGUGCCACCAGCCUGGGUGUAAUAUUUGUUAUAAUCUAGUCGUAAGAGUAGCUGAGCCAAAUCCGAGUUGAUCUGAUGAUUGCGAACACUGGAGAGAAUCUUGAAUAGGAGUGAAGAUUGGCGGCUAAAACCCUGCAGAGAGGGACUCAAGCUGUGUCACGCCUCUUAGAUCUACCAGCUACCCAUGUGGAGUGAAGGGGGCAAAGGGGACUCGUUGGAAAAGUCUUCCUGAAAAUUAUACAGCACUAACUGGCCUUCCGACAGUCCCAUUUCUGUUGACUCCAAAAAUGACUUCUUUGUACCAAGUCCACAGAACACAGAAUUUCCAUGAAAGUACUCUUAUUCUCAGUAGGAAUUUAUCAGCCAGCUUUAAGUGAGUAUAUUCUGCUAUGUACUGGGCUGGCGAGAACCUGUGUUUUCAGAUAACAUAGACCUGCCUGUAUUACAGGCAGAUAAUUAUAAUUUCGGUGAAAUAGGGGGUUUAGUUCAAGGAAAUAAGGGGGUUGGAUGUUAGAAAGCAGGAACAAAGCCAGUGUAUAUUUGGUGGCUGAAUAAACCAUUUGGGGCUUAACUGCAUUUGAACACCAAAGCAGCACAUACUUACCUGCUUCAAAAACUGAUAAAACAUUUUUUACCUUUGUAUCUUGUUACUUGUGUGUGUGUGUGUGUGUGUGUGUACUGGGGAAAAGACCGUGAUCCCCCACGUGCAGAACCACCUGGGUCCCUUGGACGGGGCUGCCCCUGGCCAGCGGCCAGGCUGACUCACCUUUACCAGGAUGCUGAGCUGGGCAGCCCCACGUUCAUCCAGUGGGCCCAGAUUCUGACUGACCAGUGAGCAGAAGCUGUGGCAGAGAUCUAAGAUUUCAUUCAGGCAGUGAAACACCUACCCAGGAAACAGUUGGCAUUAGGAGAAAAAGGAAGAUACAUCUGUGAAAGAUUUGGGACAAUAAGAGCUAACCUAUUCCCACCUUGUGGGCAAAGACCCUGCGCGAAACCUCCGCCUGCACCACAAUCAGCCAGUCGCCGUCUCUCGGCCGCGCCAAGCGUGCGCCCACCCUGAGCUCUGCUCUCAGUGCUGUUGCCUGUGCCUGGGGCACUCCCCUUGUGCCCACUCCCACUGUAGCCUUUAGCAACCCCUUGCUUCCCUCUCCUUUGUAUGACUGUACUGUUCACUUGGCGUUUGUUCUGGCCCCCUGUGGUUGUUACUGGUCUGUGAUGUCUGUAAGUCCUGUUUCUCCAACUAGAUUGUGAGCUCCUUAAGGGCAGAGCCAUGACUAUACCUCUUUGUAUCCCCAGUGCCUUGCAUACGGUAAGCACUCAAUAAAUAUUUGAUGAUGGUCACCUGC